CAUUUUGUCAGUGAAAUCAAAUUAUUCUCUAUUGGAAAAAUGGCUUCAAAGGUUAAGCCAUCAACUGCGCUUUUCUUCUCUCUUAACCUUUUCUUUUUUGCUUUAGUAAGCUCUUACAAUGUUGAUAAUAAUCCUAAUGGUUCUUCUUACCCCACAAAAUCUCGGAACCCUGUUGUUAUCCGUCCCGGAUACAAGUUUCCCAACGAUGGUAGCGCUCAAAGCUAUUAUGGUACUUGUAAUCCAUUGAACCUUGGUGUGUGUGUUAAUCUGUUGGGUGGUUUGGUGAAUCUCGACCUCGGCAACGUGCCAACCCAACCAUGCUGCAGUUUGAUCCAUGGGUUGGCUGAUCUUGAAGCUGCGGUUUGCCUUUGCACUGCUGUCCGAGCUAAUAUCUUGGACAUUAAACUCAACCUUCCUAUUUCAUUGAGUCUCUUACUCAAUAAUUGUGGAAGAAGGGUGGCUACUGAAUACAUUUGCGCUCCAUAAAUAUUGUCGUUUUAGAAAAUUUUCUUUGAUUAUUCUUUUAUCGAUUGUUUGUUGGAUUCUCUCUUUGAUUCAUUUCAUAGCACUUCUCGAAUUGUUGUUUUUUUCAUAAAGGAAAGGCUCUUCAACCUUUCCCUUUCAUCUCUUGUAAUAAUUUCUUUACUUCUUGUCUUAAUUUAUUUUUGUAAUAAGGAUGCAUUUUCUAAGCAAUAAAUUAAGAUGUCUAUGAAAAUCCCAAUCAACUAUAA
Gossypium raimondii (Peruvian cotton) is the source of this 731-nucleotide messenger RNA. Its product is annotated as putative lipid-binding protein AIR1. NCBI's taxonomy places the organism in Eukaryota, Viridiplantae, Streptophyta, Magnoliopsida, Malvales, Malvaceae. The record is from RefSeq and is a predicted model, not a curated record. The transcript has a single exon. Bases 40 to 486 code for a protein of 148 amino acids.